Rotaria socialis is the source of this 912-nucleotide messenger RNA. NCBI's taxonomy places the organism in Eukaryota, Metazoa, Rotifera, Eurotatoria, Philodinida, Philodinidae. The record is from the annotation of a GenBank genome assembly.
AUGGCAACACGUUCACAUAGCCGUUUUACUGACGAUAUAUACUGCACACCGGUAUCAACUUCUUCUAAGAUACACGUGAAAACUAUUAAUGUACUUCGUGAUGAAAUGUUUGUGUCAAAUCUUUAUCAUGAAUAUCACGAUGGAAAACAGUAUUUACCAUCACCCAAUAAAUCAAUAUUAAUAACACGAUGGAAACCAUUUAUAUCAAUUAUAGAAGCCAACGAUCGACCAUCGACUAUAAUUGAAUUUUCAGCGGACGUGUUUAGUCAUUUGUUAGCUCAAGACGAAUUACAAGUAUUAGAAUGUGUUGAAUUAGCUGCUGUAAGACAAUAUUUUACUCAAGCAAUUAAUACAGUUGUCCUAAUUAGUCAUACUAAAAGAGUUAUCAAUCUCGAUACAAAAGAAAUUUACGGUAAUGCAUUUGCUCAUGCAACGUUAGAGCAACUUCGAAGUGCAUUUCAGUCGAACUAUCCGUCUCAAGUAGUUAAUUUAAUUGCAAUUGAAGCCCCCAGUCAUGGUGAAGGCUGUUAUACAGAUGAUCAAAUUAGUUACAUAGUCGCCAAUUGCUAUGCGAGUUUUAAAGCAGCACAAAUACUGGCUCCUAAAACUCAUGCAAUGAAUCUACAUACUUCACGAUCGAGCGACCGAAAUUUAAGUUACAAGGAUGCAAAUCAUUUUCAUACAAUUAUCCAUACAGGAUGGUGGGGUUGUGGUGCAUACGGCAACAAUCGACAAAUGAUGAUUAUCACGCAAAUGCUUGCUGCACAUUGGGCUCAAAUAAACAAGAUCAUUUUUCAUACACAAAAUAAUGAACAUGCAAAUGAUAUAGCUAGAGCAAAAGAAAUUUUCGAAAAUCUGAAAUCUCAACAGCAAGCCAAAGCAGUCAUUGAUGCAAUACAUAAAAUAAUUUAG